CGGCGGCGGCGGCGGCCGAGCGGGGUCAGUUCUCUGUAGUGUUUGCCAAUGUUGGAGUCGUCUGCAAAGUGUCCCCGGCGAGAAGUUUUUGGAGCCGUGAGGGAUACAGCAGUUUGGUCAAUAUUGUUUUAACAUGCUUCAAAUAAAUCAGCUUCUCUCCAAGAUAAAAUGGCAAACCCCAAAGAGAAAACUCCAAUGUGUCUGGUAAAUGAGUUAGCCCGUUUCAAUAGAGUCCAACCCCAGUAUAAACUUCUGAAAGAAAGAGGGCCUGCUCAUUCGAAGAUGUUCUCAGUGCAGCUGAGUCUUGGGGAGCAGACAUGGGAAUCCGAAGGGAGCAGUAUAAAGAAGGCCCAGCAGGCUGUCGCUAACAAGGCUUUGACUGAAUCUACGCUUCCCAAACCAGUUCAGAAGCCGCCCAAAAGCAGUGUUAACAAUAACCCAGGUAGUAUAACACCAACUGUGGAACUGAAUGGGCUUGCUAUGAAAAGGGGAGAGCCUGCCAUCUACAGGCCGUUAGAUCCAAAGCCUUUCCCAAAUUAUAGAGCUAAUUACAACUUUCGGGGCAUGUACAAUCAGAGGUAUCAUUGCCCAAUGCCCAAGAUCUUUUAUGUUCAGCUGACUGUAGGAAAUAAUGAAUUUUUUGGGGAAGGAAAGACUCGACAAGCUGCUAGACACAAUGCUGCAAUGAAAGCCCUUCAAGCACUGCAGAAUGAACCUAUUCCGGAAAAGUCAGCUCAGAAUGGUGAAUCAGGAAAAGAAAUGGAUGAUGACAAAGAUGCAAAUAAGUCUGAGAUCAGCUUAGUGUUUGAAAUUGCUCUGAAGCGAAAUAUGCCCGUCAGUUUUGAGGUUAUUAAAGAAAGUGGACCACCACAUAUGAAAAGCUUUGUUACUCGGGUGUCAGUGGGAGAGUUCUCUGCAGAAGGAGAGGGAAAUAGCAAAAAACUAUCCAAGAAACGUGCUGCAACCACUGUCCUGCAGGAGCUUAAGAAACUUCCACCUCUUCCUGUGGUUGAAAAGCCAAAACUGUUUUUUAAAAAACGCCCUAAAACAAUAGUAAAGGCUGGACCAGAAUAUGGUCAAGGAAUGAACCCCAUUAGCCGCCUGGCUCAAAUUCAACAGGCCAAAAAGGAAAAGGAACCAGAUUACGUUUUGCUUUCAGAAAGAGGAAUGCCUCGACGUCGGGAAUUUGUGAUGCAGGUCAAGGUAGGCAAUGAAGUUGCUACUGGAACAGGACCUAAUAAAAAGAUAGCCAAAAAAAAUGCUGCAGAAGCAAUGCUGUUACAGCUUGGUUAUAAAGCAUCCACUAGUCUUCAAGAUCAACUUGACAAGACAGGGGAAAACAAAGGAUGGAGUGGUCCAAAGGCUGGGUUUCCUGAACCAACAAAUAACACUCCAAAAGGAAUUCUUCAUUUGUCUCCUGAUGUUUAUCAAGAGAUGGAAGCCAGCCGCCACAAAGUCAUCUCUGGCACAGCUCUAGGCUAUUUGUCACCCAAAGAUAUGAACCAACCCUCAAGCUCUUUCUUCAGUAUAUCUCCCACCUCGAGUAGUUCAGCUACAAUUGCCAGGGAACUCCUUAUGAAUGGAACAUCUCCUACAGCUGAAGCCAUAGGUUUAAAAGGAAGUUCUCCUCCUCCCCCUUGUUCUCCAGUACAACCUUCAAAACAGCUGGAAUAUUUAGCAAGGAUUCAAGGCUUUCAGGCUGGUUCAGAGCCCUCCCUUCCUGAACCUCCAUGCACUUUCCACCUCUCUCCUGGAGCCACCUGAUCAUUGGACUGUAAACUCGAGGGCUGAGGACCGUCUCCUAAGUCCACGGAAUGGUGCGGAGAAGAGAGUCAAUGGCUCUAUAUCAUAUUAAACUGAUGAAUCAUUUUAGAACAAAUUAUUACUUUAAAAGUGUAGGGAUGUAGUUCUCUAAAAAGCAAAACAGAGCAACAUUUUAGAAACUGCCUGUAAUGCCAGUUGCUGGUGUCGAGGAUGGCGUCAUGAAUUCAAAUAACAGGCACUGUCCUGGCAGUGCUGGCUGCCAUGCUGCUGCUUUUGCCCAUGGGAUUCAGGACGUGUCCAUCUGAAUUUGGUCUUGGAGGAAGGAUGAAGUACAAUUAUGAUGUAAAAUUACUAAAUAAUUAACAGGGUAUGGAAAAAGCAAAUACCUUAAGGUUAUGUCUUCUACUUCUGUCAGAGCCGGUUGUCAAACCUUAUUUUAUUGGAGAAAACUUCGUAGGGAACCUUAAACUAACCUCCAGCGUGCGUAGUUUUUGCAUUUUUAAUUGCCAUUGAGAGCUGACUGCCUUAACUGGGUCACACAAUGAGCUAGUAGCAGAACUAGGGGUCCCAGGCUGCUUCCCUCUUCUGUGCGUGCAGGAGACAGAAAAGCAGAACCUUUUCUCUAUGACUUGGGUGUUGGUAAAUGGGACUAACGUCCACCUUAUAGGUGGGUUUGGUAAAACGUUAUUUAGCCGUCCCUAUAUCAGAAUUCAUGUAAUAAAAAGUCAUACAUUAACAAGGUUCUGCUGUGCUAGAUUUCACUUGUAUUCCAGAAAGAAUGUUUUAAAGACCGAAAAUAUUCAAAUCCAUCCAGCUGACCUGUAUUCCAUUAUAUGAUCACUUACACUAGAAAUAUAGAUUUGGAACUAACCUUUGCCUUUUAACAUUUCAAGGAAGUUACGUUAACUUGAACUAAAUUCCAAUGCUCUGUAGCAAUUCUAGAAGCAGCUUCAAAACAAUGACUUCUUCCAUACUCCUGUACUCAUAAAUAUCAAAUUUUUUUUAAUUUGUUUUUCUAUCAUGUCAUUAUGCUGGCUUCUAAAAUCUUACUGAGCAGUAUCCGAAGGGACCUACUGAUAGGAACAUGGGGACUUGAUGAGCUCAUGGUCAUUGUCAUCCCUGACUUUGUAUGAAAUGUAGCCUUUUAAAUUGUCGUUGACACUAAAAGUGAACACUAAUGGCAUCUUAAUAUGAGACUAACUCUGGACAUGACUGUAUUUUUCGUUUCCUUGCAAAAACUGCUCCCUUGCUGACGGCAUGGCUGAAACAAAACCCUUAGCAUUUAAAAGUAAAGAGCCAGAGUAAUGACUCUGUAAACGCCACUUCAGUCAGACUCUGAUACCAAAUACAGCGUUACGUUCGAUGCAUGUAGGCAUGGCCUUAGAAUGUCCCACACAGUGAAUCUCUGAGUCUCGCAUAUCAAUCACACCUCCUUCACAUACCUGGCCUGGAGCCUUAAUGGAAUUCCUCCUCGUUAUUGCAGUGAUAGCUCACUUCCUCUGUUUUUCCAAGCGGCUGCUUAUUGUGCCAGCUUCUUCAAGGAGCAUUUUCUUACCUAAGCAACGCUGUGAUGUUGUAAUAUAUGCUGACAGUUCAUUUAUACAGUCCUUCUUGUUCCAAAUGUUUUUAUGUUCAAUUACUGAAAUUUAAUCAUCAGAAGAGAUUGCAUUUUCUCUAGAUCAUGCAGCUUGGCUUAAAUGUUAAGUUAAUAGUAAAUUACUGAAAUAUAAGAUUUCAAAGGUUUAAAAAUUCAGUAUCAAGAAAAUUCAUUAAAGUUUGAACUGAUCACCUUUGAAAUUAUAGAUAAGAGCCGUGUAAAUGGUCACAUAUAAAUCACAUAUUUUAAGAGAAGUGAAUUUGACAUUAUAACAAACUGAGUCAAUGAUUGUUCAUGAUUGUCUAGACAAGUUGUGAGGGUUGGUUUGGUUUUUUUUUGUUUUUUUUUUUCCUGAUUUCUUCAAGUUCUCGUGGACAUGCUUUUUGGUUUUACUUUACAGCCUCCUCUCCUCUUAAUGUUAUGUUGUUAAAAUUCCUUCAAGCCAAGUGAUCCUUUUUAAUCUUUUAUCAGCAUGUUGAAACACUUUUUCUGUAACUCCAUUUUUAUGCUACUAAGAAUAGAUGCCAAAAAGGGAAGACCAACCACUCUAUCCUCCAAAGUUGUUUCUUGUUUUAGGCUUUUAAAUUCUUCCGCUGACCGCUGACCACUGACCACUCUGUGCAUGGGGCUUUUUAAAAAGUUUCUUGUGGAAGGUACAAAGCAAAUAUUAUAUAUUGUUUUUGGUUCUGAUACAAGGAAAUUAGAAAAGGUAUGGGAGCUCUGUUUACCAUUCUUUGUCGAGAAAACCACCAAUUAAGCCGUCUCAGUUGGCUAAAGAGCGCCAUUUAAUCUGAACCCAAUUCUUUGUGUGAUCCUGAAAAUGAAGUUCGUAAGUUUUAUUUAGUGAGUGGUUCAAAUCAAUUAACUAUACAUAACAAUAUUGCAGUCCUCAAUUAUUGCUAUAUGAUAAAAUUUCUAUACCGCAGUUCACAAGUCUUGAUCUUUCUAUGAAAAAAUUAAGUAGUAUAUAUAGCUUGUAACCUAAAUAAAAGACUUCUGUUAAAAAUAAAACUGAGUACAUUUCAUGCAAAUACGUAGUCUAGAUCGUAUUAAAUGAAAGGUUAUUUACUGAAAUGACUUCUGCUACUGUUUCUUAAAAGAACUUUUUUAGCUUAGGGUGUUUGCAUGAGGGUGUGUGUUUGCAUGUAGUAAGUUUACAAAGUGCCAAGGCAAGGACUUUUUUCUCUUUCCUUUGGAUUCCUUUCAUACCUAGAAAUAUGUCAUGU
This is a messenger RNA of Globicephala melas (long-finned pilot whale), 4587 nucleotides long. It is a transcript of the gene STAU2, whose product is annotated as staufen double-stranded RNA binding protein 2. The record is from RefSeq and is a predicted model, not a curated record. Gene Ontology annotation, cellular component: neuronal cell body; cytoplasmic stress granule; plasma membrane. Gene Ontology annotation, biological process: anterograde dendritic transport of messenger ribonucleoprotein complex; intracellular mRNA localization; protein localization to synapse. Gene Ontology annotation, molecular function: double-stranded RNA binding; mRNA binding. NCBI's taxonomy places the organism in Eukaryota, Metazoa, Chordata, Mammalia, Artiodactyla, Delphinidae.